AUGCACAUUGUCCACUACAACAUGAAAUUCCCGGACAUCACAACGGCCAAAGAUAGACCCACAGGUCUUUCUGUGCUCGCCUUCAUGUUUAAGAAUUCAAUUCAAAAGAAUGAAGCUCUGACACCUAUCGUCGACAUGCUCAGGGAAAUCAAACGUCCAUACACAUCGGUGCCUCUAGACCUGCCCUCGCUGGACAGCAUCUUCCCGCCCACCUACGACUCCUACUUCCAGUACGCAGAGUUCGCACCCAGCGGUCAUCCAUCCAUCACUUGGACAAUCUUUAAGGAGCCCAUUAAAAUCGAAGAAACUCAGCUAGCCGAAUUCCGCAAGUUGUAUUCAACAGAAAUUGACAUGAAUACAGGGAAAGCUAAACUACUCGGCAACAACAACCGUAUGAUUGCGAAGAUUCCCAAACUCAGGGUGUUCGUCCACGUUCCCAGGGAUGGGGAGACAUCGACUGAGGAUGAAGGGCCGCCGGCGAGUGCUUCACCGAAAAAGAAAAAGCGUGGCUUCUUCAGUUUCCUGUUCAGAAGGAAACAUAAAUAA
This is a messenger RNA of Candidula unifasciata, 546 nucleotides long. The record is from the annotation of a GenBank genome assembly. Lineage: Eukaryota; Metazoa; Mollusca; Gastropoda; Stylommatophora; Geomitridae.